AAGUUCCGCUGGAUGGGGGGGGGGGAUGCCUCUCAUUCUCUUUCUCCUCCCCUCCCCCUAUGGACAGAAGGCUGAGUGGGUCUGAGCAAGGGGGAAAGGAUGGGCUCUCUGUUGCACCAUGCAAGGGGGCAGUGGUUGGCUGUCCCUUCCCCUGUGCAUCGCCCCCCACCUCCUCCUCUUCAAAGUGUGGGUUAUGCUGAAUGCUGCCAUGGUCCUGACCCAAGUAGAAAAUGGAGCAGAUGAGGCACAGUAUUCUGUUAAGUUAAUUAAAAAGAAUUACAUUUACGGCAACACCACCCACAAAGUGGAUGUCUAUGUUAAAGUGCACAAAAAUAGCCCUUUUCUAGUCUGCAUGGACUUGACUCUUUCACAAAGUGAUGUCGUAGAUCCCAGCUACCUAUGGAUAGGGCCAGAUGGACAGAAUCUAAAAGGUGCAAACAAUGUGAAUCUCACAGCAACUGGAAAGCUGAUGGUGCUGAAUUUUAAAGAGCGCAUGUCUGGAUCUUAUACUUGCACGCUUACUUACAGAAUGAUCCGAGCUGACAUGCAAGAAGAACUAGAAAGAUUCAAGACAUAUAAAUUUAUGGUUUAUGCAUAUCGGGAACCAGACUACACCUAUCGAAUAUCUGUUCACUAUACGACCAAAGACUGCAACCUAGCAGCAAACAAACAAUUCUUCCUAGAGCUAAUAAAAAUCUUGAACAAUCUGAUUUCUUACCUGACUUGCCACAUCAUAGAGCCAGCGUACAGGUGUUACUCUGUCAAGCGACCGCAACAGAGAUUGGAAGAUGAGCUGUUUGUGAUUUUUCAAGUCAACCCAUUUGCUCCUGGCUGGGAAACUAUUUGCCACAUGCUUGCCAAUGACUGUGAAGAUGUGACCAAUAACCGUGUUCAAAAGGCCCGCUGGCUCAUUGAAGAAUUUUUCCUCAAGCAAGAGUACAUCCUGAUGCAUGAGUUUCAGAAUGUCCCUGCAAUCCAUUAUAUAGACCAUAGUUUCCAAGUCACUCGCCUGGACAGCUGUCAUCCAGGGUUCGGGAAAGAUGUCGUUACCCAUGGUGACUGUGCAAAUUGCUGUGUGGCCUGUAACCCUGGAACCUACAGCCCAAGUUAUGAAGUUGUUUGCCAGCCAUGUACAAACAUUCGGAUUCAAUACUACGGAGCAACAUCUUGCUAAAUAAAAGCAGAAUGGAAAAGUA
Molecule: messenger RNA, 1196 nt
Organism: Hemicordylus capensis (graceful crag lizard)
Lineage: Eukaryota; Metazoa; Chordata; Lepidosauria; Squamata; Cordylidae
Gene: ZPBP2
Product: zona pellucida binding protein 2
Exons: 8
Coding region: 119-1174 (351 amino acids)
Biological process (GO): acrosome assembly; binding of sperm to zona pellucida
Cellular component (GO): extracellular region; zona pellucida receptor complex; acrosomal vesicle
Source: RefSeq, a predicted model, not a curated record